Molecule: messenger RNA, 3309 nt
Organism: Lycium ferocissimum
Lineage: Eukaryota; Viridiplantae; Streptophyta; Magnoliopsida; Solanales; Solanaceae
Product: formin-like protein 11
Exons: 4
Coding region: 413-3058 (881 amino acids)
Biological process (GO): actin cytoskeleton organization; actin nucleation
Molecular function (GO): actin filament binding
Source: RefSeq, a predicted model, not a curated record
AUGAGUUAUGCAAAUCAAGAAAAGAAGGAUAUUUUGUUAGCUAGAGACAUAAAGACAGACUCAAAAAGGUUAGCAAGAAGAUAAGUGUCCUAAAGAUCAGUGAUGUACUACUAUUAACACAAUAGUAUUGAGCAGGGAGAAUUAAUGGAGGGAGAGGAGAGAGAAAUAUAGGUAAUAACAAGGACAAUUACAUACAGGAAAGAAAAUAAAGAAGGUCUAGUACACCUACAACUGCCACACUCAGGGAUUUCUUGGAGUAGCAAUAAAGACUUCUUCUCUGCUCCUUGCAUCUUCCAAAAAUAAAAACUUUGGUGCACUACAUUUUUAUUAAUCACAAAGAAAAAAGAAUGUUGGGUUGAAUUUAUAUUGCAUAAAGGUGGAUGAUUUCCUUCAUGAUUUUGUAUUCAAAAAAAUGGGUCAUCAUGGUUUUAGGAUUCUCUUCAUCAUCACUUUCAUUUUUGUAUCUUUCUGCUGUACCCACAUUUUGGUUAGGGAUGUCUCAUUGAAUGCUACAAAGUACUUUAAUAGUAUUCAUGGCUUUAAAGAAAGUCCAAAUGUGAAGAUCUCUGGAGAAAAAAAGUACAUCUUGAUUGUGGAAAAGUUCAGAACUUUACUUGGACUGAGAAAGUUCAGCCCAAGAAAUGGUGAUUUUGCAUAUUUACCACAAUCACCUGCACCUUCUCCAUCACCAUCAAUUGCUCCAGCUCCAUCUCCAGCGCCGGUGCCACAUGUUCAUCGGCAUUCUCAUCGACAUCCUCAUCCCUUUAUCCCAGCUCCACACAGGAUAAGGGAAAAAAGAAGAGGUAAUACUACUACCAGAGUUUUAGCUGCAGUUCUUGUUUCUGCUGGGAUUUCAACUGCAUUAUGUGCUAUUGCUCUUUUUUGGGGUUGCAAGAAGAUAAGAAAGCAAAGAAAGAAAUCAACUAGAUCAGUGUCACUAUUCAGUAGUGAAGCAGGAAGUAUGUGUAGAUCAAGGUAUGGUAGCUCUCAGAAUUCAGUAAAAAAGGUAAGUUCUGAUCCAGGCCCUGACCUAUUUUACCUUGAUUCACUUGAAGUUGCUCUAGAAGCAUCAGAACCAAUUUGCCUAAAACAAAGUUCUGUAACUGAAAAGAUUUACUCAAAUGAAAACAUGGAAAAAAGUACAUUGAGUGAGAAAGAAGAACCAGAGCAGGAAAUCACAGUGUCAAAGCCUGAUGAUUAUAAAUGUUUAAGUGUUGGAGAAAUUGUCUGUGUUUAUGAGAGUGCAAAUUCAGUGAAGUGUGAAAUUGAUGAUUGUAAUUCUUCCAGUGGUGACAAAAUAGUUCCUGAGGAAGCUCAUUCAUCAUCUGAUGAUGAUGAAUUAUUCCAUUCUUUGUGUAAUUCACGUUCGUCUAGUAAUAGACUAUCCAAUGUUUCAGUUGGUAGUCUUAUCGACACCUCAGAGAUUAUGCUUCAAGACGAAUCAAACUUUUUAAAUUGUUCUGCAUCCUCCUCAACUCCACCCCCACCGCCUCCUCCUCCUCCUUUGCCUAUAUUUCCAACCCAAUCUCCUUGUAGGUCUAUAGCUUCUUCAGUGAAAAUGAAGUCUAAAGUUCUGAGUCAUGCUUCAUUGCAAAUUGAAUCACCCACUAGAAUCUCAGAUUUUUCUUCAGGAUCAAACCAAACUCUAGAAAAUGAUUUGUCACAGUCGACUCCAAAGACUGCUGGAGGAAUUCCACCCCCACCGUGUCCCCCGCCAUUUUCAAGUGGAAGUACUAAUCUUUCAAAAGGUCCGCCCCCUCCACCAUCUUUGCCUUUCCAACACUUGGCAGUAGGCAAAGAUGGAAGUCCACUCCCAAAAUUGAAACCACUGCAUUGGGACAAAGUAAGAGCUGCACCAGACCGAACAACUGUCUGGGACAAGCUCAGACCAAGCUCGUUCGAAUUUGAUGAAGAAAUGAUUGAGUCACUUUUUGGCUACAAUCUACACAAUUCUAUGAAAACCGAUGAAGGGAAAAGCAAAACUCCAUCCCCAAGCAAGCAUGUUCUUGAGCCGAAAAGACUACAGAACAUAAGCAUACUGUCCAAAGCUUUGGGUGUGACUGUUGAACAAGUUUGUGAAGCACUAAUGAAAGGAAAUGGAUUGUUUUUGCCACAAUUGGAGGCUCUGGCUAAGAUGGUACCUACUAAAGAAGAAGAGGACAAACUUGCAAGCUAUAAAGGAGAUAUCAAUGAACUAGGGUCAGCCGAGAAGUUUGUAAUGGCAAUGCUUAAGGUGCCAUUUGCAUUCUUGAGAAUUGAAGCCAUGCUUUAUCGCGAGACAUUUGACGAUGAAGUUUUUCUUCUCAAAAAAUCUUUCUCAAUGCUAGAGGAGGCCUGCAAGGAACUCAGAUCAAGUCGACUGUUCUUAAAACUGCUAGAAGCAGUGUUGAAAACUGGAAACAGGAUGAACAUUGGAACAAUAAGAGGAGGAGCCAGAGCAUUCAAACUUGAUGCCCUACUUAAGCUAUCCGACGUGAAAGGUACUGAUGGAAAAACCACACUACUUCAUUUCGUCGUUCAAGAAAUCACUCGAUCAGAAGGCCUGAAAGUCUCCCAAAGCAUUAUGGGAAAGAUUGACCAGAGAAGAAAGAGUAAAGCUAUUGAAAACAGAGAGGAAGACUACAAAAGGAUGGGUCUUGAUCUUGUUUCUGGUCUGGGCACAGAGUUAUGCAAUGUCAAGAAAACAGCGACAAUGGACUUGGAUGUCAUUGCAACUUCAGUCACAAAUCUAUCAGAAGGAAUGAACAAAAUAAAAGCACUAAUCACCAAUGACUUAUCUACAAUUGAAAAGAAUGGUAAUUUUGUGCACUCAAUGACAGCAUUCUUGAAUUAUGCAGAAAGGAACCUAAGGGAAUUGCAGGAAGACGAGAAUCGAGUUCUUUUACAUGUUAAAGAAGUCACAGAAUACUUCCAUGGAAAUGUGAGCAAAGAUGAAUCAAACCCUCUCCGGAUUUUUGUCAUUGUGAGAGAUUUCUUGGGCAUGUUAGACAAUGUAUGCAAAGAGCUUAGAAGCUCAAACACUCCUAGUAGUCCUAACCCUCUAGCCCCAUUCCGAUAGGUUUGUGUGUUAAUAGUUUUUGUAUGUUUCUUCUUUUAACAAUUUUCUACUAUUGUGUAAGAUUUUGUAUCAAGAAUUCAAAAGGUAUUUGGCUCAAGAGCUUGUAGUCAUAAUGUAUAACAGUGUACAAUAAGGUCAUCAAUGUGGGAACCAAAACUUAAGAGGUGGAAAAAUCAGUCCAUCUUUUUUAGUUAUUUGUCCAGCCUAUUCAAUUUUAAAGGAAAUGGAUUAUGAACUGUUUGUUGAUUUUA